AAGAAGAAAAGAAAAAAAUCAUUUUUCCCUACGGGAAGGGUAUAAUUAGGAUACAAUCGUUUCUGCAAGAGCACAAAUUCGCUUGGAAGGCGUCAACGCGAAUCGUAUGCCGAGAACAGUGACUAACACUUCAAUUACUAUCAUUAUUCGAAACCUGAGAUAAGAGAACCAGUCAAGGUCAGGCCCAAGGUCAUUUUCUGGACCGGGCUCCAACUGGGCUGAGCCGCAGCAGAACUGUACCCCACCCCAAGUUCCAUGAACGUGUUUUACAGGAUUGGAGUCCACCUCGGUAGCUGUCAUGGUCACAGAUCACAUCCCUUCUGGUUAAGUCCAGGAGAAUCUAGAAAUACGGAAGGCAACCAGGCCAGAAGGCGUUGUAACUUCCUAAGAUUGUCCAACCUCAAAGUGGGAGGCGUGACACCCGUCUACCAUUGGCCAGUGCCGUACUGGGCGGUUCGGUAGCUGCGACGGUUUCCCAUAGGCUGGCACAGAAAGGGGCGAGGCAACAAGAGUGCAGCGUUACCAAUCGGCAUGCGGGACGUAACGCAAUUCUUUUUUUCGAUUGGCCCGUGAAGCUCGGGCGGUCACUGGAGAUCGACCUUGGUCUAGAACGCCUGCCUUUUAUUCGUCAAUACGCUUCGGGGCGGGCAAUGUGGCGCUCCGAGGCUGCCUGCGAUUGGUGGACGCGGCGCGGCUCAGGGCGGACCUGCGGACUGAAGAUCCCUAUGCAUUGGUCGGGACGCCGGAGGGGCGGGCAAUUUGGGAUCGACUGUGACUCGCGACUGGUCGGCGCGGCGGUAGCUGAGCGGCGCGCGGAUUCCUUGGCUACCGAGGGCUAUGGCGCGGGGUGGCUGGCGCCGGCUGCGCCGCCUGUUAUCCGCGGGGCAGCUUCUAUUCCAGGGCCGCGCGCUGCUGGUCACCAACACGCUGGGCUGCGGCGCGCUCAUGGCGGUCGGUGAUGGCAUACGCCAGUCAUGGGAGAUCCGUGCCCGGCCCAGCCAGGUUUUCGACCCGCGGCGCUCCGCGAGCAUGUUUGCGGUGGGCUGCAGCAUGGGUCCCUUCCUGCACUACUGGUACUUGUCGCUGGACCGUCUAUUCCCUGCGUCUGGCCUCCGAGGCUUCCCAAAUGUCCUCAAGAAGGUCCUCGUGGAUCAGCUGGUAGCCUCUCCCUUGCUGGGCGUCUGGUACUUCUUGGGCCUUGGCUGCCUGGAGGGUCAGACAGUGGGUGAGAGCUGCCAGGAGCUGCGGGAGAAGUUCUGGGAAUUCUACAAGGCAGACUGGUGCGUGUGGCCUGCUGCACAGUUCGUGAACUUCCUCUUCGUGCCCCCCCAAUUUCGAGUCACCUACAUCAACGGCCUGACGCUGGGCUGGGACACGUACCUGUCGUACUUGAAGUACCGGAGCCCAGUUCCUCUGACACCCCCAGGCUGUGUGGCCCUGGACACCCGAGCAGACUGAACUGUCCACCUCCGGGACCAGAUGCAAGACUGACUCCUGGCAGACCACCCCCUCUACCAGAAGGGGAAUGGGCUCCUGCAGCGAGCUCGGGUCCGGGACCACGUCCCAGCGCCACUCCAGCUCCCGGGCAUUGGGCUGAGCCACCCUUUCCAAGCUCACUUCUGGGACUCAGUUUCCCCAACUGGAACACACCGUGAAGAUGGAUGAUCAUCCCCUAGCCCUUCUCAGCAGGAACCUCAUACGACCUGUGACCAAGAUGCCCCACUUGGGACUCAGCAAGGGGCUCACCCUGCCAACCAGUCCCAAGCCCCAACCCCUCAACACUGCCAUCCACCUGGCUCUGGGCCAAGCCACCAAUCCAGAGCUCCCUCAGGUCCUGGGACUAAGGCGGGGAUGUGGCCGAUCCCCUCAGAGCAGGCUCAGGCCUGGAGUCGGCCCCCAAAAGUUUCAGGCAGGGCCAGGCAGCCUCUGUGUGUCCUUCCCUGGUCGUGAAGUGUGGAAAUGCCAUUAAAUUAUCUCUGUAAUGUCAUUGAAACUGCUGGCUGGGCACAGUGGCUCACACCUGUAAUCUCAGCCCUUCGUGAGGCUGAGGUGGAAGGAUUGCUUGAGGCCAGGUGUUGGAGACCAGCCUGGGCAACAUAGCAAGACCCUGUCUCUAUUUAUAUUGAAAAAUAAAAAUAACAAAAGAAAAUGCUGUGGAUGAUCAAAACCAGGGUGGGCAGGGCCCGGUGCUCACAGGAACACACGUGGUCCAUUCGCUUUAUUGGGUGUGUGUAGUGUUGUCUUGACAUCUCCUAAGGAACUAGGGGGCACGUUUGACACUCAUGAGGUCAGAACAGGUCUGGCGGGUAGGAGGGGGGGUCCCAGGGUGGUGAAUACCCACAGCACAC
Piliocolobus tephrosceles (Ugandan red Colobus) is the source of this 2348-nucleotide messenger RNA. It is a transcript of the gene MPV17L2, whose product is annotated as MPV17 mitochondrial inner membrane protein like 2. The transcript is spliced from 5 exons. Gene Ontology annotation, biological process: mitochondrial ribosome assembly. The coding region runs from base 838 to 1458 and encodes 206 amino acids. NCBI's taxonomy places the organism in Eukaryota, Metazoa, Chordata, Mammalia, Primates, Cercopithecidae. Gene Ontology annotation, cellular component: cytoplasm; membrane; mitochondrion. The record is from RefSeq and is a predicted model, not a curated record.